Molecule: messenger RNA, 4296 nt
Organism: Eriocheir sinensis (Chinese mitten crab)
Lineage: Eukaryota; Metazoa; Arthropoda; Malacostraca; Decapoda; Varunidae
Gene: Sce
Product: E3 ubiquitin-protein ligase RING1-like
Exons: 4
Coding region: 1499-2584 (361 amino acids)
Cellular component (GO): ubiquitin ligase complex; PcG protein complex
Molecular function (GO): chromatin binding; ubiquitin protein ligase activity
Source: RefSeq, a predicted model, not a curated record
AGAAGGGGUGUUCUACGACAAACUCGACUUAGAGACAGUGACCUCCUCCUGACACACUCCCUGGCCUGGGCGACUUCGAUGCUACUGCCGGCACUGUCAGGUUUGGCUACGAGUUGUGUGUUGGCACCCGUGGGCCUGGCCCCAGGAACACCAACAAUUCCCUCCUGCUGAACUUUGGAAGAUCCAGGAGGUGAUCAUUAAUUGCAACUCCCACUGCGUGACCUGACCAUGGCGCUGCCUACGGAUAUGUUGUGCAUUGUGUUAACUGGGGGUCGUGGCGGCAUGGUUCACCUCCAUCAGUCAACCAUUUACCAGGCAGGAAGUUACUUGUUGUCGGCUGUGUUGGUGUCAUGCAGUUUCUUCCUUUAUUCUCCUGUUUUCUAUUAUAUUCCGAAUCUUGUCAUUUCCUCCACUGCAUGAAUAUUGUACACAUGUUUCUUGUAUUCUUGUAAAUCACGAUAUGUCUUGCCUAUUAGUUAACCUUAUUUUUAUCAAACAUUCAUCAUUGUUCUCGUUUUGUUGGUUGUAAGGAAAAAAUCGACGUUCCUUAAGAUAUGUUCUGAUUUUCGUAAAUUGAAAUGAUUGUCGCACAUUAGGGAACACUCGGUAUUAUAGGACAAUAGUUUCUCAAAUCACCUAUUUCUAAAGGUCAAAGAGGGGAUCAAUCGGGUUCUAAUGAGCGUUUCUUUAGGUCCAUGAUACAGAAGAAGGGUUAAACUAUCACGAGGGUCAUAAAACUACUCUUGGAAAUGUCCCAAACUCCUACGAAAGCCUUGUCAAAUAUGUGAACUUGGGCGACGACACGUUUAGCAAUAUGGCCCACUGCCACAAACAAAUAAAACGACAUUCAGUUACAUAUAUCAUCAAAACAGUGAAUUAUUGAUAUUUUGUGAGUUAAAAUGAGAAAUCGACGUUCGUAAAGCUCCUCUGGUUAUCGUAGAUUAAAAUAGUUGUCGCACAUCGGGGGUCGCGGUGUCAUGGCGUCUUCUUCAUCUUCUUCUUUUGAGCUGUUCCGCUUUGAAUCGCUUCUUAGAUCCUCCUUGAUACUCCUUCACACUUAAAUACUUCACUACGCACUCUUCAUUAAUUCACUGCGUACACUUAUAAACCUCGUGCUGCACUGAGAUAUGUUUUCCGUACACUUUGCUUUUCUAUUUUCUUUUCUUUUGUUGUCUUCACUUUGGCUUACUCUAGACUAUUCUUUUCACAUUUCUCUUUUCUAUUCUUUUGUUUGUUUCCACCAUUACACUUUUCUUUACAGUCCUUCAUGCAUAGAUCCGUCCUUAUUAUCGUACUAAAAAAUAAUCAUCGCACAUCGGGGGUCGCGGUGUCAUGGCGUCUGUGGCCUCCCGAGGUAAACAAACCCUGGCAGCGUCCCUCCGCGGGGGUGCGAGGCGCUAAUUUUACCUUGUUUCCCUUCUUGCCUGUGUGUGUGGGAGCCGCGGGGAGGACAGAAAGACGCCGCGCUCUAUUCUGACCUGCCACAGCUGCCGCCGCCAUGACGGCCACGGAACAGAAUGCUGUCAACAAGACGUGGGAGCUGUCGCUGUACGAGCUCCACCGCAUGCCGCAGGAGGCCAUCACAGACAACACAGAGAUCGCCGUGUCACCGCGCUCCCUGCACUCGGAGCUCAUGUGCCCCAUCUGCCUGGACAUGCUCAAGAACACCAUGACCACCAAGGAGUGUCUGCACCGCUUCUGUCAGGAGUGCAUCAUCACAGCGCUACGGUCGGGCAACAAGGAGUGCCCAACAUGCCGCAAGAAGCUCGUGUCAAAGCGCUCGCUGCGGCCAGACCCGAACUUCGACACGCUCAUCAGUAAGAUCUACCCGAGCCGCGACGAGUACGAGCAGCACCAGGAGCGCGUCAUCGCCAAGCUCAACAAGAACCACAAUCACGCGUCCCUCAUCACGUCCAUCGAGGAGGGCAUCAAGCUGCAGAUACAGAGCCGACAAAAGAACCGGAAAGCCCUGCAGGAGGACGGCGCCACCCCCACCCCCUCCGCCCCCUCCACCCCGACCCCCAGCGAGGCACAGAGCACGCCCGCCACCACGCCCACCACGGCAGGGAACACCACCACCACCACGGCAGCCACGCCCACCCCGCAGCCCCCGCCCAACUCCUCCUCCCUCGGCCCCAAGUUAAAGAAGCCGAGACGGACCUCAGAGAACGAGUCCGGCCCGGGGUCCAGCAACGACGGGAACCCGGGGGAGGGGGAGGAGGGGGGCCCGAACGAGGGGGGUGAGAUUGAGCUGGUGUUCCGGCCGCACCCGCUGGAGAUGAACGAGGACAAUGAGCUGAUCCGGGAGCUGAAGGACUCGUCAAUCCGCUACAUCAAGACCACCGCCAACGCUACCAUCGAUCACCUCUCCAAGUACCUCGCGAUGAGACUCACGCUGGCCAACCGCACCGGGGAGCUGGAGACAGAGCUCCCCUCGUCACUCAACAACUUCUGCAUCUACAUCGCCCCCACGCCAGACCAGUACAUCGGGGUGGGCGGCUCCCUCACCCUCGAGCAGAUCAACGAGAAGUACUGGCGCGUCAACAAGCCCAUGGAGAUGUUCUACUCCUGGAAGAAAAACUAACGGAGGGAGGGAGGACGCGGGGGUGGAGGGUCGGUUCGUUCGUCCGUUCUAUUUUUUUAGUUGUCUGUCGCAGUGAUUUUUUUUUUGUGUGUGUGGAAGGGAUUGUGUUUGUGUGUGUGUGUGUGUGUGUUUGUGAGGGUGAGAGUAUUCAUAUGUGUGUGUGUAUGCAUAUGAUCAAGAGAGAGAGAGAGAGAGAGAGAGAGAGAGAGAGAGAGAGUACACACAAUAUUCCAAGAUCUGGUAGUAGUGAUUGUAGUAAGGUUGGUUUUAGUAGUAGUAGUAGUAGUAGUAGUAGUUGUAAUAGUAGUAGUAGUGGUGGUUAGGGAUUUCAGAUAUAUUUGUAAACAGAAUGAGUUAAAAUAAAUGAAGAAAAGAAAGAAAUGAAGAGAUAAGAGCAAGAUGUUUCCAAGAGAGAGAAGGAGUGGAUGCUUUUUACGGCAGUGGAAGGAAGCAGCUCGGUGGCAUCACAAGCUGGACACAAAAAGCCCACACAGCACUGUUCCGGCACAAAAAAAAGUAGUCAUUAACCUGGCAGCUGCGGGGAUCGUGUUUCUUCAAGCGAGAAAAAUGAGAAAAAAUCAUCACUCACGCAAACCAUUUCAUAAUAUAUAUCAAUGGAUUUGUGAUCAGAUUAUGCAUCAUUUAUUUUUUGGGGUUUAUAUCAUGGCAAAAAUUUGGCCCAUCGCUGGUACACGGCAAAGCCACAAAUUUGGCCCGUCGCUGCUACCGGGUUAAAGCGAGAAAAAUGAGAAAAAAUCAUCACUUAAGCAAACCAUUUCAUAAUAUAUAUCAAUGGAUUUGUGAUCAGAUUAUGCAUCAUCUAUUUUUUGGGGUUUAUAUCAUGGCAAAAAUUUGGCCCAUCGCUGGUACAUGGGAAAGCCACAAAUUUGGCCCGUCGCUUCUACCGGGUUAAGAGAAGCCAGAAGCCAGGAGAGAAGCCAAUUUUGGGUGGAGAGGUGUCUUGAUGCUUCCCUCUUGAAAGAAGUCAAGUUGUAGGCAGGAGGAAAUACAGACGAGAAGGAAGGUCGGAGGUUAACCCUUAGACGACGGUGGAACUAUAUAUAGACGGUCCAAAAUUAAGUGUCAGUUUUGUAUGGCAGAAAUAAUACAACACUUCCAGAUUGCAGUGGAACCUAUACAUAGACGAUAGUUAAAACAUCCAUUAUGCGGUGUAACUUUAUUUAUGGUACGGUCCUGAGGUUGGCAGUGGCUGUAUAUAGACCAUUCAUUUUGUGGGGAGUUAAUCUUCAAAUACUGCCGCUGCCUAAGGGUUAAGUGUUCUGCAGUGUCCAGCCUCGAGUCCUGUAAUUCCUGUUGAAAGAUGUUGAACAGUGCAGAGUCAUUGGCAUAGGAGUGGAUAAUGUUUGUUAUAGAAAGAUCAUUAAUGAACACUAGAGAGAGUGGGAGAUAGAAUAGAUGCCUGCAGAACACCACUGUUGGUAGGUUUAUAGGUAGAACAGAUACCAUGUACUACAGCAGAUAGAUCAGCCUGGAAGGAAACUGGAGAUGUGUGUGUGUGUGUGUGUGUGUUUUGGUAUUUACACUCAAACAAGUGCUGUGGGGGUGAAUUGUGUGUGUGUGUGUGUGUAUGUGUGUGCUUGGUCGGUACUCUUAGUGGUGUGGCGGUGAGCUGUACCAAGCGCGCUGAGUGGUCUCUUGUCGUCAUCAUCGCCUUUCUCAUCAAUAAAACAUGAAGCUAUUUUAAUCCCAUA